CCUGAAGAGACGCUCACUCUGGCAGAGAGAGCUCCGCAACAAAACCAGCUCCACUUUCACUGAGAGAGGACAGCAGGAGGGAGUACUGGGAGUACUGGGAAUACUGGGAAUACUUCCACUUUAACCAGGUACUGACUCCACCAACUGAAGCAGACUUUAAAAGAACUCAGAACCAAAGAGAAAGGAACUUUCAGGGACAGGGAGUGGCUUCCUGUUUGUCUGCAGCGUCUCCAGCAUCUCUCCAGACAAAAUGGCGUCCAAGUUAGAGGAGGAUCUGAGCUGUCCGGUCUGCCUGGACAUCUUUGAAGAUCCCGUCAUGCUGUCCUGCAGCCACAGCUUCUGUAGAGAGUGUGUGGAGAAGAGCUGGAAGGAGGAGGAGGACAAGGAGUGUCCCAUCUGUAAGAGGAGACAUUCAAAGGGAUUAUUACCUGUUAACUCUGCUUUAAAGAAUCUGUGUGAGACUUUUCUGCAGGAGAGAAAACGACGAGCUUCAGAGGAUCUUUGCAGUCUGCAUCAGGAGAAGCUCAAACUCUUCUGUCUGGACCAUCAGGAGCAGAUGUGUGUUGUCUGCAAAGAUUCAGAAAAACACGCUGAGCACCAGUUCAGACCCAUCCAUGAAGCUGUUCAACAACACAAGAAGAACCUUGAGGAAACUCUGCAGCCCUUAAAGAAGAAGUUAGAGGCUCUUAAAGACGUUCAAGUGAAGUUUGAUCAAACAGAAGCUCACAUGGAGGUCCAGGCCCGACACACAGAGAGGCAGAUUAAGGAGCAGUUCAAGAAGCUUCAUCACUUUCUAGCAGAGGAAGAGGAGGCCAGGCUGCAUGCACUGAGGGAGGAAGAAGAGCAGAAGAUGAAGAGGAUGAAGGAGCAGAUGGAGGCUCUGAGAGCACAGAUAGCAGAUCUUUCACAGACAGUCAGAGCUACAGAGGACCAGCUGACGGCCCAAGACGUCUCCUUCCUGAAAAACUACAAGGCUGCAGUGGAGAGAGUCCAGCAGCGCCCCCUGCUGGAGGAGACACAGCUGCCCUCAGGAGCUCUGAUAGACCAGGCCAAACACCUGGGCAACCUGGGCUUCAAGAUCUGGACCAGGUUGAAGGACAUGAUCUCCUACACACCCGUCAUUUUAGACCCAAACACUGCUCAUCCAAACCUCAUCCUGUCUGAUGAUCUGACAGCUGUGACAGGAGGAAAGAGACAGCAGCUUCCUGAUAAUCCAGAGAGGUUUGAUGGUUCCUACUCUGUCCUGGGCUCUGAGGGCUUUAACUCAGGGACUCACAGGUGGGACGUCGAAGUUAGAGACUGUCCAUUCUGGAUCCUGGGAGUGUUACCAGAGUCUGCUGAGAGGAAGGAAGACAUGUUGUCUACAGGUUGGGCAGUACGAUUCUGUGGUGGUAAAUACUACACCCAAUCACCAUCACAUCCAGUCACUGAACUCUCAAUGCAGACCGAACCAAAGAGGAUCAGAGUGAAUCUGGACUGUAACAAAGGAGAGUUGUUGUUCUCUGAUCCUGAUACUAACACACUCAUACACUCCUUCACACACACUUUCACUGACAGGAUGCUUCCAUUGUUUAGAAAUUGGUCUAUCUCCUCACUGCAGAUUCUCCCAGAGAAGAUCUCUGUGAGCGUGGAACCAAACUAAACAAACAUGAUGUUAUGAUGGCAUUUGAUCCAGUCACUUCUGAUAUUUGACUACAGAAACUUUCCUUUCAUGGUUUACAGUCAACAAAUCUAUGAUGGAUCUAUGAUGGACAUGUUUACUAAGCCACAAACAGAAAAGCUCACAAUUGCUGUGUUGUAAUUGUAGGCUGUUAGAUUUCAUGCUGCUCAUUUUUUACAAGAAGUUUGUGGCAAAUUCAUGACACUUGUUUGAAGAGAAGAAGUCAGUGGGGGUUGAUCUGGGGGGAUUGAUCCAUUGAUCACCUGUAGAGAACAGGUAGCGGCUAUUAUUUGACUUUUCAUGGAUGAUUUCUGAGAUGUGCUGCUGUCUCAGCACUUUCAUUUCUUUAUUGUAGCUGCUAAGUGUAUGUUUGUAGACUUCUGAAUAGAUCUGAACUUUGUAUUUAUACAAUUUAUAUGCUUAUACCCCCAGAAAUUUAAAUCAAAUUUCCCAAAAUCUACAAAUAUAUGUUCAAAAUUAAAAUAAAAUUCACAAAAAUAAACCCCACCCCCUCAAAAAAGUCUAAUCAAAUUCUUAAAAAUUUCCAAAUACAUUUCUCAAUUUUUCUUUUAAUACAUGAAAGUUUAAAAGCUCAAUUCUCCAAAAAUUUAAAUCAAGUCCCCCCAAAAUUCACAAAUAAAUGUUCCACAUCUUUUCAAAAACACCUCCUAAAGUCAGCCCUGAUUGGUUUAAUGUUCACAAACAGAGCUGACAGAAUAACUGACUCUGGAGGAUUUGAGCUUGGUCUCAGUGAUCGCUGUCCCAUCACUUCUAUUCUAAAUACAAAAUUAAACAGAGACUGUCCUAGUCACAAUUUCAAACAUGUCAGUGAGCAAACAUCAUUUUAGACGUGACCUUCAUGAUACCACUAAAAUCACAGAUGUUGGCGUGGCUCAUAACCACUUUAGUAAACCAUUGAACUCUGUUGCUGAUAAGCAUGCACCCUUCAAAACCACAGAGUGAAAAAUAGGAACUCUCCUCUAUUUAUAAACUGUGAUGUCUGUCAGAAAUAUCUGAAUCUUUAAUAAAUGAGAAACUGAAAUCAUUUCUUUUAGACUGCUCUGUUUUAAGUUGACACCAGUGUGGUUUUAGACACAAACACAGCACUGUCACUGCUGCCACUCUUGUUUUAAAUGACAUUAUAUCAGCCUUGAUAACAGGAAACACUGUGCAGCUCUGUUUAUUGACCUUUCCAAAGCCUUUGAUACUGUUAAUCAUUAGUGGUGUAAAGAUAAUCCCGUAUGGACCGCUGAACUGAUCUGAACCUCAGAGGUCUUAUUGUUGGUUUGGAUGGAUGGAUGGAUUUAAUGAACAGACAUACAGUAUAUUAUCCUGCUGUAGCAUUAUCCAGAUCAACUGAACUGACUACAUUUCCACCCUCUGUACCGUCAGCAGCACUAAUAAAUUUAGCUUAUCACUGUCCAUUCACAUGCAGACACGUAGAAACACUGACGGGCGUUUUACAAAUGCUGCUGUUGAUUUAACACAUUUUACUGUUGCUUACUGCCAGUUGAUAUAUUUUUAUUUCACAGAGCUCGUUCAUGUUUUGCUCUCAGUGGAUGCCGUUAUUACUACAUACAUGAAUACAGACCACUGAGUCCUAAAACCAUUCAUCACAAUCUGUUUUAUGUGAACACGUGUGCUUCUUAUUCAGAAAAACUUAAGUUCCCUCGUAUACUUCUACAUGCUUGUGAGGCGGUCUUGCCUCUAGCAAUAUGGCGGACAGGCUGACGUAUCUCAGCAGCGGGCAAACACAGCCAAUGAGGCGUCUACGUAGAUCCUGCUGCUCCCUUCUUAUUGUUGUUAGUCAUGUAAACUAUGUUACUUCACAUUAAUCAGAAGGUUUUAAACUAGCUGGAAAAGAAAUCAAGUGCUGUCAACCAGCAGAUGACACAACAUUUGAUUCAAAAACAGAACUGAGGUGAAAAAAAGCCAUCGAACACCUGAAGACAUUUUCAGUGGUGUCAGGAUUGACUGUAAAUGUUGGAAAAUGUGACCUGUUUGCUUUAAAAGAUGAACCAAAUGAUCCUAGAAAUCUGUGGUAAUGGUAUAAAAGAUGUGGUUUCAUAUCUGGGCAUUAAAAUAUGUCAAAAUCUAAAGGAACAGGUUCAUAUGAGGGUUGAUCCUUUAAUUCAAAAAGUGAAAAAGAAAUGUGAUGUUUGGUUGUUCAGAGAUUUAUCUUAAAAUGGACGUAUUUGACUUUAAGUGAAGGGCUUUCACCACUGGUGUACCCAGCUAUGGUUCUGGAUGUUCCACAAGAAGUUAUAAAACAGACUGACAGGAAACUUUUCAGCUUUGGAUGGAAAAAUAAACCCCAUUAUUUAAAAAAAGAUGUACUAUGUAAGUCAGAGUUCACUUAAAAGAAAAGGGUGCUUUAUUUUUUAUGACAAUGGAAAUGACAACUGUCAGACAAUUUUAUAUUAAGUUUAAUUGUAUUGUAUGGAAAAUAUUAUAUCCAUAAAUGUAAAUGGACUCAAAAGACACCAGCGAUACAACAAUUCACAGUGGAAACUGAAUAUAACAUGAACUCACUACAUGAAUUGAUCAACGAAAGGGUGAAAAAAAACCUUUCGACACUUCAGAAUCCCUAAAUAUUUAGUUUAAAUUCUGGAUACCCCAAAUAUGGAUGGGCAAAUGGACAAGAAGCCGAAUACAGGGAUCUGAUAAGUGCCUUCAGUGACUGGAGUCACAA
Molecule: messenger RNA, 4352 nt
Organism: Cheilinus undulatus (humphead wrasse)
Lineage: Eukaryota; Metazoa; Chordata; Actinopteri; Labriformes; Labridae
Product: nuclear factor 7, brain-like
Exons: 1
Coding region: 251-1642 (463 amino acids)
Molecular function (GO): zinc ion binding; protein binding
Source: RefSeq, a predicted model, not a curated record